GGCAACCCUGCCGAGCAAAAGAAGCGGUUUCUAGUGCCUCGUGUUUAUUUACAAUUUAUCGGUAAAAAACCAAAAGAUUAAUCGCAAGUGAUUUAAGAUCUUAUUCUCCAGUGUGAAUUAUCUUAAAUAGUGUGCUUAAAAGCAACAAUAUGAGUACUUUCGAUGAGAAGCAAAUGGACAUUGAUGGAGCAGAUGAUGUAAUCGACAGCUGCACCGUCAAAAGUGUUCCAUCAUGCUCAUCAUCUAUCCUGAAUUCUUCGGUCAAUGGUGAUGAUUUCUACGAAGACGACGACGACUUCGAGGACGGUGUUAACGUCACCAUAAUGUCCGCAACAACUACGGCUGACAAAACAGCGGUAGCAAUCAGUGCUUCGGAAUCAAGUCUACCCGGUAAUCAACAGCAAAUCAAGUUGAAUGGAGCUGCUAGGAAGCGGUACAAGCGUAUGAUUGCUGAUGGAGUAGACUCAAAGGAGGCGUACCGUCUCGCUCGCAUUCCGUGGCAAACACCAGUUUCAGAAAAACGGUCGCGCAACUCCGAUCUUAGUGGCUCUAACAGUAGUGGAGGGAAUCCGCCUAAGAAACAAAAUUUCUGCUCAAAUUCUGAUCCAAAAAAUGGAUCAAACAAUCCACCUCAGAUGAAAUUUUCGGUCCAAAAUCGUUUACAACUGCAUUCAAAUGUACGCUCUGGACGUGUAGAAACGAUACAGAGCGACAACAAGCCGUCUUUCAGUUCUGUUUUACAAUACGUUAGGGUAGGAAUCGUUCCGAAAGACUACCCUGACGUAGAACUUUCCUCUCAACAAUUAUUAGCAACACGAAAAGCCAUUCUUGCGAAAGUUGUGCAACAACGUAAAGAAUUAAUUAAAUCCAAAUUUGGUCAAUGUUCGUUCAGGCCCGGGCAUCUUAUUCUCGUCUGCAAAAACCAAGAAACAGCGGAUUGGCUAAAAGGCACAGCUUCUACUUUAUCCAUUCCUGGAGAAGUAGAACUCGUUGCCUUGGACGAGAAAAUCAUUCCACGGUCUGAAAUUAUUAUCGGGUUCUUUCCUGUGAGCGCAGAAGACAGCACAGAUGAGAUUCUGGCGCUUCUCGAAAGCCAAAGCGAUGGGUUAAACACAGAUGAAUGGCGCAUAAAGGAGCGAAAUACCAUCAAUGAAUUACACGCUGAACUUAUUUUUACGGUUGAUGGAGCUUCGAUGGACACAAUCAAGAAGUGUGAAUUCCUUCUUGAUUAUAAGUUCGGGACAGCUCCACUCCGUCGCAAGCUUCCUCCAAGAAAUAAAGCAUCAAAUCAAACGACCGAUGGAUCGGACGAAAUUGUUGGUAAUUCUGGGAUGAUUGGCAAACCAGCAGAGCAGCCCACUGCUCCGACUGGGUCGGGAGGACUUGAGCAGACGAAGAUCCCUUUGCAACACCUCAAGAACACUGGAGACAUGGCAUGUGAUCCAAACCCUGGAAUGAUAUGUUUACCUGGUACUAGUGGGAUUGGAAAUGCUAGUAAUCGGCUAUCUUCCAAAAAAAUCCCUAAAGAACCUCUUGGUGGUUUCAACACGAGUCUGAAGCAUCAUGGAGUGCAAAAUGAGUCACUGGCCUUCAGCGCUCGGGCAGUGACCCGUGAUAACGAGACAAUUGCAAACAACAAUCCUCAAAGCGGAAAGGAACCGCUCGCUCAUCCUCACGUGCAAGGCGUGAAAAACUCCAGCCUAGGCGAAUGGCAUGGGGCAGAACGUGAAAAUGGAAACUCGCAAAAUGUUGCAACUUUUGCCGCUUACGAAUCGUUCCUAGGUAGUAUGCAGUCGAUGCAGUCGGAGAGGUCAGGAAGUGCAAGACGAUCGAGGACGACAAACUGUAAUACCCUGCACAAUUGCAUAAUUGACUCAAUAUUGCACCCGACCGGCGGCAGUGGCUGUGUUUCAGUUCUUGGCAUGCUUCCGCAUAGGCCAGGCCAACCGGCACGACGAGGCGACCAUCAUCGUUGGGUCCAUUUGACUCUGUGUAAGCAAAGCACAGGAAAAAAAAACGUCAACGUUAUUCGCCGUCGUCAUCAUGGUAGACAAGCCAUCGACGGAAAGACCGGCAUCGUCAUCAACAACGGAAACAACGACGACGACGACGAACGUCGUCGUCCUCAUCUACGAGGACCAACUACACUUGCAACUCCACACUGGGUCCUGCUCGGUGAAUGGAAGUGCAAGAAAAAUGGCUAG
This is a messenger RNA of Aedes albopictus (Asian tiger mosquito), 2204 nucleotides long. RefSeq lists its product as uncharacterized. The transcript is spliced from 6 exons. NCBI's taxonomy places the organism in Eukaryota, Metazoa, Arthropoda, Insecta, Diptera, Culicidae. Bases 150 to 2204 code for a protein of 684 amino acids. The record is from RefSeq and is a predicted model, not a curated record.